UGAAGAUAUCGCUUCCUGUGUUUGGUCUGCGUGUGUGGAUGUGGAUGUCAUAUGCUGAGAUCAUCUUUAGUUUGAAAUCAAAAGGUUUAAAAGUCGUUGCAGAACAGCCAUGGUGCUUCUUGAAAACGAUUCGUUUUUGACAGAGCUGACACGGCUGUUUCAGAAAUGCAGGACCAGUGGGAGUGUGUACAUCACAUUAAAAAAAUAUGAUGGGAGAACAAAACCUGUACCUAGGAAAGGAAAUCCAGAGAAUUUUGAGCCUGUAGACAAUAAGUGUCUCAUCAGAGCCACGGAUGGAAAGAAAAAAAUUAGCACAGUGGUAAGCACCAAAGAAGUAAUAAAGUUCCAGAUGGCCUACUCGAACCUGUUGAGGGCCCACAUGGAUGGACUGAAGAAGAAAGACAAAAAAAGCAAAAGCAAGAAGACCAAAGCCACCCAGUGAAAAGACAGUCUUGUGCAAAGUGCUGCAGCACCUUCCUUUGCUCAAUAGUUCAAGCAGGCCAGCCCAGAUCCCAUUACCUCUCACACACCUACAUUGAAACUGAAGCCGCAGAACAUAUAAAUGCAAAAAAAAAGAUUGACCUCCUCUCAGGACCUUUAAUUGUAGUCCUCUUCUUGGAAAACUGGAAUGGUUUUUGCUUUUAUUUUUAAAUCAGUUGCUUGGAUGGAUCAAGAAUUACAUGAAAUUCUUUCAAAGGUUAUCUUUAAAAUAAUUUGCUAGUAGUAACAUCUGCGGUCUGAGGAUUCAGGUUUAAAAGGUGUCUUCUGCUAAACCACCACAAGAAAUCUGCGGCCACUGAGGAAGCAAACAGCAAGAAAAUACCUUGUUACAGACUUAUAAAUGUGUACACUAUGAGAUUCCAACAGAAGGAGCAUACUGCCAGGUUUCUGGAAAGCCGGGUGCUGCAGACAAUCUCUUCUAAGAUGCGUGGGUGACUAUUUAGUCUUUUCUCAAACAUUUUGUUCAUGCUGGAAAAAAGUCUUUAGUAUAUUUCAGUGCAUUUGUAUCAGUCAUGAAUAUUGUAUCUCGCCAAUAAAACAGCAGGGGCAUAGAUUUCAUUUUUAAUAAACGGUGCUAAAAUAAUUGAAGUAGAGUUAGUUUAGCUUUGCCUGAUCCAUUGACUAAAACAUGUUUCCGGUGCUUGAAAACAGUUACAUUAGUUUCUGCUAACAGUUAAGUGAUUGAAGUUCAUGGUGAAUUUUUUUUUUAAUUUCCAGAUUGCUGGCAAUUCUUUUUUCUGUUAAUGAAAAAGUUAUGAAACAGGUCUGGAGCAAAGACAUUGAUGAACAGAUGUAUCUAAAAUAUAAUAAAAAAAUACUCCUCCACCA
Molecule: messenger RNA, 1329 nt
Organism: Lepisosteus oculatus (spotted gar)
Lineage: Eukaryota; Metazoa; Chordata; Actinopteri; Semionotiformes; Lepisosteidae
Gene: srp14
Product: signal recognition particle 14
Biological process (GO): SRP-dependent cotranslational protein targeting to membrane
Cellular component (GO): signal recognition particle, endoplasmic reticulum targeting
Molecular function (GO): 7S RNA binding; endoplasmic reticulum signal sequence receptor activity
Source: RefSeq, a predicted model, not a curated record